CAUUCCCUGGAAAGAUCUUGAGAGCGGGCUGCGAUUAGACCGGUGCGGCUCGGCUGGGUUCGGUUCGGUCCGCGGCGCCGCCACAUGAACACUCGACCCCGGCUGACCUUCCCUGCGCGGUACCGAGCUCAUGACUCGUGGUCCGGACGCUAAAGCAGAUGAUCCCGUUAGCAUCAGAGCGGAGCUGAGCCAUGGUUGACCCCAACGCCAACGCCCACGUCCCGGGCCCCCUGAGGAAGACGUCCACGACGGGGGAGAGCGUCUACAAGGUGUUAGGUCUGGAGAAAGGAGCCUCGCCUGAAGACAUCAAGAAAGCAUACAGAAAGUUGGCGCUUAAGUACCACCCGGACAAGAACCCGGACAACCCGGAAGCGGCGGAGAAGUUCAAGGAGAUCAACAACGCCCACUCUAUACUCAGCGACGAGACCAAGAGAAAAAUCUACGACGAGUAUGGCUCCUUGGGUCUCUACGUGUCCGAGCAGUUCGGAGAGGAGAGUGUCAAGUACUACUUUCUCAUGUCCAAGUGGUGGUUCAAGGCUUUGGUGGUCUGCUGCACACUGUUCAGCUGCUGCUGUUGUUGCUGUUGCUGCUGCUGUUGUUGCGGAAAGUGCAAACCCCCCGAGGAGGACGAAAACUACCAGUAUGUGGACCCUGAGGACCAGGAUGAACAGAUCAAUACGGAACCAGACAGCGGCAAGACGGUAAUCAUAGGCCAGCCCUCGUCUAGCGGGGUCGUCCAGACCCCGGACGGCAACGGUCCGCCCAUCCCGCUGCCCACCCCGUCGGCGCCCGAGCCCCGAGAGGAGGAGAAGCCCCCAGAGAGCUCGCCCGAGUCGAAAUGACUCUACGAUGACACUGAUCGUCACGCAUCAACGAGAGAGAAGUUCGGUUCCUUCCCUGGGAGCGAGAGCCGGACCGCCACCCUGAUCCAUGACCUCCUCCGAGGAAAGCUUCUCCCUGUUCUUCUUCUGUGGACCUCCCUUCCCGCAUCUCGUUUCCAAACGAUGCUUCAUGAGCCAGGAAACGAAAAACUGUUCUUUUCAAACGGACCUCUUUGUUGAGGCGCUAACUUUUGGGACAUUUGGGAAAUGCAUGUGAAUUUUAUUUGUUGGAAUCAUCAUGCAUGUACCCCCAGAAUCUUCUCCAUUGUGCCAGUCACUGCAAACUAAAGCAAACCAGCAAAUUGACUGAUGUAGCCCGCUAACAGUCGUGAAAUCUGCUCUGUGCUAGCAGGUUUGUCAUCAUAUGUAGCACUUCACUCUUUUCAUAAUCACAGUCGUGGAUGGGCGGUCAUAACCAUUUCCUGAAGGGGAAUCUGAGAAAUCAAUCUGAUUGGUGCGCAUUCGGGUGAAUUCCCCAUUGGGAAACAUGCAAAUUCAUCCAAAAUGGUUGACUUCCAGUAAGUUAGGCAUCGGUCCUUGAGACUUUUUAACAUGUCCACCCAAUUUUGUUUGCUAGUUAUUUUUCGGACGUUUCAGGACGCACUACUGAAGAAUUUCUUACAAAAUGGUCGACUUCCUGUUCAUUAUGGGUGUAGCAUCAUACAAGUGAUUGAAAUAUUUCCAAUUAGAAUUCACAUUACCAAUGAAGGAGAUUCAAUAUAUUCCAUGUUUACAUACAGGACUGUUGUAUUUAUUUUCCAGUCAAACGAAUCCUUCACUGCCAUUGACAGCUGUAGCAGUCAAACAUUCAUGUUAACUGGGUGAUCUGGCAGAGAAGAAAUAAUCUUUCUCCACAUUAUGUUAACGCCACGUUACGGAAAAUUCCUAGUGUGUUGUGCCUUUAAACACACUUGGUUAAAUGGCAAGCAUACAUUAAUUAAGAGUUAAUCUGAUUUGAUCUGAUGACAUAAAAGGUUUAAAAACACUAUGCAAAAUUAUUCACUUUUAAUCAAACCAGCGUUUCUCAAUCGAGCCAUUUUAUCAAGUUGGAAAAAAAUGAUUCCGACAUUUCCUAUUUGUGAGAGUUGCGUGAAAUGUUUUCAACUUUGUUUUAAUGCUGUUUAAAAGCACAUUUUAAAGUUAGCUGUGUCUAAAUGUUACUACUAAUUUCAAAAAUAUUGAAAAAAGUGCUUGUUUACCUCACACACAGCCAAAUUUGAAGUUAUUCAUCUCAUCAGCAAAACACUAAAGAUGACAUUUUUAUUUUUGUUAAUUCAUAAAACUAGAUUUGCUGACGAUACAUUUUUAUUCAUGUGUUUGGAGUGUAAAUAUUUUUUUAAGUUAUGUGAAAAAGAGUACGCCAUGCGGCAUUAUGCUAACCUGUUAGCAUGUUUAGGGUUAGCCAACUUUUUUUUUUGUUCGUGUCCUUUCAUAAGAAUCCAGUUGGACAAUCUGUCAUGAAUAAUCAUUAAAAAAGUAUUUGAAAAGAAACAAUAAACUGACCUGGUUAAAAGUGAUAAGUUGUGGUUGUGCUAUGCAGUGUUGUUUUUGGCAGCCCUUUUAAUUUUCAUCUUAGUCUAAAACUUUUGGGCGAAAAUACUUAUACGUCUUAGUCAUAUUUUAGUCAUUUUAAAAUGUGUCGUCUAGUUUUAGUCACCCUUUACUCAAAAGGUUUUUGUCUCUAAAAUUGUGCUAACGUGAAUGCAAUGCUAACGCUACGAGUUACAUUUAAUGUUUGAUGAUGGGGGUGGCACGUCACAUUCUGAACAUGUGACGGAAACUAUGGUGCAUUUUUGUC
Messenger RNA from Corythoichthys intestinalis (scribbled pipefish), 2679 nucleotides. It is a transcript of the gene dnajc5ga, whose product is annotated as DnaJ (Hsp40) homolog, subfamily C, member 5 gamma a. The transcript has 6 exons. Lineage: Eukaryota; Metazoa; Chordata; Actinopteri; Syngnathiformes; Syngnathidae. The record is from RefSeq and is a predicted model, not a curated record. The coding region runs from base 192 to 842 and encodes 216 amino acids.